Molecule: messenger RNA, 491 nt
Organism: Hypanus sabinus (Atlantic stingray)
Lineage: Eukaryota; Metazoa; Chordata; Chondrichthyes; Myliobatiformes; Dasyatidae
Product: WD repeat-containing protein 74-like
Exons: 4
Biological process (GO): ribosomal large subunit biogenesis
Cellular component (GO): preribosome, large subunit precursor; nucleolus
Molecular function (GO): protein binding
Source: RefSeq, a predicted model, not a curated record
AGCGGGGAAUGCCUACAGGCGGCCAGGAGUUGGAGUUGUUCGCUGUGGUUGCCAGGGGAACCCGAACUCUCAGCCGGCUGCUGCGGGGCCUGAAAGGGCUGGCAGGCAGCGUCCGCAGUGUCCAGUGUCACUCGUCUCUGCCGCUCGUGGCCUCUUGCGGGCUGGAUCGUUUCCUCCGCGUGCACAACGUAAUCGACAGUAAACUGCUGCACAAGGUCUAUUUAAAAUCUCGGCUCAAUUGCCUUCUCUUCACAAGUCGGGACAACUGGGAGCAGGAGGAUAUGGAGCCAGGGGUGGAUGCAAGCGUGAAGAAAGAAGAGGAGGAAGUUGACGAGAUCUGGGGCUCCAUGGUGACCGUGGGCGGCUGGGCCCGCUCGAAGAGGAAGGUGGAGCAGCCGCAGAGGGUGGGGAGGCGGAAGAAGGCAGCCCAGGGAAGCCCUGAGGUGUAACCCAGGGAACACUGUGUAAAAAGGGUUUUGUGUGAUAUCUCA